Tachysurus fulvidraco (yellow catfish) is the source of this 2264-nucleotide messenger RNA. RefSeq names its product G protein-coupled receptor 151 (gene gpr151). NCBI's taxonomy places the organism in Eukaryota, Metazoa, Chordata, Actinopteri, Siluriformes, Bagridae. The coding region runs from base 341 to 1615 and encodes 424 amino acids. Gene Ontology annotation, molecular function: G protein-coupled receptor activity. The record is from RefSeq and is a predicted model, not a curated record. Gene Ontology annotation, biological process: G protein-coupled receptor signaling pathway. Gene Ontology annotation, cellular component: membrane. The transcript has a single exon.
ACACACACAAUUUGAGACGCUUCCCUAAGCCCUGGUGCAUCCGUGUCCUGCGCGUAAAACUCGCUCAAUGUCCGGUACUUAUUUACAACUUGUUUGAAAGACACAGUGUAUUGUAAGUGUAAUUAACUGACGCUAACUGGCCUCGAGAGGACGUGGCGCUCCAGUCCAGGCGAAGGCGGACAGUCAGCUGGGGAGGGCACGUGUCAGUCUCACUCCGCCUUUAUAACAGCGCGCAACCCGCAGCCUCCGGGAAUAAAACGCGCGGGUCAGACGGAGUAUAAGCCACGCGUGACAGAAAGUUACGAUUUAUUUUCGACUUUUUUCUGAUUUUUCUGCGGAAAUGGACAAACUGCAGGACGGGAAUUUCAGCUCGGCUAACAGCACCUUGAACAGACGACCGUUUCUGGGGAAAGGCGCAUAUCAGCACCUGCAGCAGGGCGACCUGAAAGUGCUGGUGCCGGUAGGACUGGGCGUCAUCUCUGUCCUGGGCUUCAUUGCAAACGCCACCGCGGUGGGAGUGCUGGUGGGCAACGCGCGCAAAAACAAGCUCUCUCUGAUCAACGCGCUCAUUCUCAACCUCCUGAUGGCUGACGGUUUGCUGCUGGCUGUCGCCGUCCCGUUUAAAGCCACCGCGUACUCCCGCGCCAGCUGGACUCUGGGUUUAGCCUUGUGCAAAACGUGCGACUGGUUUGUGCAUUCCUGCAUGGCGGCAAAGAGUUUCACGGUGGCCAUCAUGGCUAAGGCAUGCUACAGGUACGUCAGUAACCCGACCAAGCAAGUCACGAUCCGCCUGAAGACCAUCGUGGUGGUGCUGCUUUUCACAUGGCUCUUGGCUUGCGUCCUCCCGCUCCCCCACUGGCUCUUCACGUCGCUGCAGAAGGAAGAGGGUGGACUGCUGUGUGUACUCGAGGUGCCACCAGAAGCCCGUGAGUUUAUGUCCUUUUACGUGAAGGCAUACCCACUGCUGGCCUUUUGCGCACCACUUGGCUUCGCGCUGCUGUACUUCUGGCGCGCUUACGGCCGAUGCCAACGCCGCUGCAGCAAGACGCAGAAUCUGCGAGCACAGAUCCGGUCGCGCAAGCUUACCUUGAUGCUGUUCGGCCUGACCGUAGCCAUGGCCACCAUGUGGCUGCCACAAUGGGUGUCGUGGGUGUGGAUGAGGCACGCAGCGGACAGUAACGUCCCCAUGCCGCCCGUGCUGUUCGCCGUUGCAGCACAGUUCGUCAUGUUUACCAUCUCACUAGCCAACCCGCUCAUAGUGCUCGCGCUGUCUGAGGAAUUCCGAGAGGGAUACAAGGGCCUGUGGCGGCGUCUCACGCUGCGCAAACACGCUCCCAAGCCGCAACCUAAACCCGGGCCGCACGCGCCCACUGCGCCCAGGUCGCCCACCCCGCGACCCGAGGCUUCCGCCCACCUUCCUCCGAGGAAUACAGACGAGUCCCGAGCCGACAAGCAGCAGCAGCAAGAGGAGGAGUGUUCCGGUAACGGCAAUAAAGAUGGCCUGGUGCCGCCGGAUGUGGAGCAGUUCUGGAACGAGCGCGAGAGCGGCUCCAUGUCUCAGGAGAACGACCCCAUACCCUGGGAGCAUCAGGACCACAAAGAGGACAAGCAGUAGUCGAAACCACUACCUGAGAAGCAACACACAGCUGUCACACAAACAACAGGAAGCUCAGCAGCUACAACCACUGACCUCACGCAAACUCCACACACAGGCCAAUGAACACAAUUGGACAAAUAGCGCACUGCAUCUAAGUUGACGUCAAUAUUCCACACCAUACACACAGUGCAUUCAUGUACCCACUAAAAGAUGACCAUAACACCAGCAAACUAUAGGGCUUCACAAACAAGGUUCCAGCAGAGACGCACACACCCCAAGUAUCCCUGAAAGAUUGUCCCACCAGUACCAUUUGUGGACAAUAUUUAUUACACUCACCUUGUUAUCUGUCAUAAUAUAACUUGAAAAUGGUUUGUUUUGUUGGCUAAAGGUUCUGUAGAGAAAUGUUUUGUGUUAUAUUUUGUGAUUCUGAUAUGUAAAGAGAUAAUGCUCUACAUUUACACCUUAUCUGACUUCUUGCCUGAUGUUAAGAAGCUGUAAAUAGCACAUUUCUGGAUUGGAAAGUUAGCAAAUUCCUUGUACAAUUCUCCAAAUAUUGUGAAUGUAUUUCCACAAAUAGAACUAUUUCACCUGUAAAAUAUGAGGAAAUGUUUUGUAUAUGUAUUUGCGCAAAAAUAAAUGAUGUUCCAGAUCAAUCUGAAAGCAUGGC